AUGAACCUGGAUCUGUCAUGUCAACUCUCUUUGCUCCUUCUGCUUAUUGUACAGUUAACAGGUGUGUAUGGAAAAAGAAUCAUUGGUGGUUUCGAGGUAUCCCCCUACUCCAUCAAAUAUCAGGCCUCCCUCCUUUUCAGAAACUUCCACGUCUGCGGAGGCACCCUCAUCAACCCACUGUGGGUGGUGUCUGCUGCCCACUGCUGGAGACCAGCUCACCUGCUCAAAGUGGUCCUGGGUCAGCACAACCUUAAAGAGGCAGCAGGCUUUGAGCAGGAGUUUGGUGUCUCCAUAGUCAUCAGACACAGCCAGUAUAAUCCCUGGACAUUUAACAAUGACAUCAUGCUGCUGAAGUUAGACCGUCCAGCUGUCAUCAACUCCUUGGUGGAGCCGAUUUCUCUGCCUGAUCCAAACUCACAGCCUUUGUACAGCAGCCGCCUGUGCACGGUGAGCGGCUGGGGUGUGACGUGGCUGAACAGCUACAAACUGUCACCUGUGCUCAGGUCUGUUGAUGUGGAUAUCUUCCCUGACUGCUGGCGCUACUACUACUUCCGAAUCACAAACAACAUGGUGUGUGCCGGCUCAGUCAAUGGAGGGAAAGACUCCUGUCAGGGGGACUCAGGAGGACCUCUUGUCUGUGGCGGUAAGUUUGAAGGUAUUGUGUCCUGGGGUUUUGGCUGCGCCAUCGCUCACUACCCUGGGGUCUACACCAAAGUCAGAAACUACCUGGGCUGGAUCAACGGAAUCAUCCAGAGCAAAUAAAAAGACCCUUAAUGACCCUCUCACUUUGCUGACGGACUCAAAAGACUUAAAUUACUUUUUAUGUUUUCUUUUUGAUCAAGUUCU
Messenger RNA from Cheilinus undulatus (humphead wrasse), 846 nucleotides. RefSeq names its product anionic trypsin-1-like. Lineage: Eukaryota; Metazoa; Chordata; Actinopteri; Labriformes; Labridae. Gene Ontology annotation, molecular function: serine-type endopeptidase activity. The record is from RefSeq and is a predicted model, not a curated record. The coding region runs from base 1 to 762 and encodes 253 amino acids. Gene Ontology annotation, biological process: proteolysis. The transcript has 5 exons.